Messenger RNA from Quercus lobata, 1712 nucleotides. Its product is annotated as anthocyanidin 3-O-glucosyltransferase 5-like. The record is from RefSeq and is a predicted model, not a curated record. NCBI's taxonomy places the organism in Eukaryota, Viridiplantae, Streptophyta, Magnoliopsida, Fagales, Fagaceae. The transcript has a single exon. Bases 137 to 1579 code for a protein of 480 amino acids. Gene Ontology annotation, molecular function: UDP-glycosyltransferase activity.
UAACCAGUAAAUCCUCCCCAUCUUGGGGCACAUGAUGAGCUGUCACUGUGUAUUCCAUUGAUUUCAGUCACUACUUUCUCAAAGCUUAAAAGCCAUUGCACUUUCAUUUUCUUCUCACUUCUCAACAUUCACAUCCAUGGAGAUCUCCAAGCCACAUGCAGCACUGCUCUCUAGCCCCGGGACAGGCCACCUCAUCCCUGUCCUCGAGCUCGGAAACCGCCUUGUCACCCACCACAACUUCGCCGUCACAAUCUUUGUUGUGAGUUCCCACGCGUCCCCAGCAGAGGCCCAAGUCCUACAGUCCUCCAUGAGCCCCAAACUCUGCAACAUCAUCGAUCUCCCACCGGUUGACAUCUCCGGCCUAGUUGAUCCAAACGCUGCGGUUGUUACACAGAUCGCUGUAAUGAUGCGUGAGGUUCGGCCAAACCUCAGGUCCUCAAUCUCUUCCAUGAAGCUUAGACCAACUGUGCUCAUCGUGGACUUCUUCGGAACUGAGUCUUUGCCCAUAGCUGACGAGUUUGACAUGUUAAAGUACGUUUACUUUCCCUCAAAUGAAUGGUUCGUUGCUUUGACUAUAUAUGUUCCAUUCCUAGAUAAGGUAGUGGAAGGAGAGUAUGUUCACCAAAAAGAGCCACUGAAAAUCCCGGGUUGCAAGCCGAUUCGGCCUGAAGAAGUGGUUGACCCCAUGUUGGAAAGGACUAACCAGCAAUAUUUUGAGUACCUACGCAUAGGAUCUGAGACCCUAAUGAGUGAUGGGAUUUUGAUUAACACUUGGGAGGAUUUGCAGUCCACAACACUCACUGCACUCAGAGAUGAGAAAUUCUUAGGUGGGAUUGUUAAGGUGCCAGUUUAUCCUGUUGGUCCUAUAACAAGAGCAGUUUCAGGUUUAAAGAGUGAUUUGUUUGAUUGGUUAGACAAGCAGCCAAGUGAGUCGGUGAUUUACGUUUCAUUUGGAAGUGGUGGAUUACUUUCGUACGAGCAAAUGACCGAGGUGGCUUGGGGUUUGGAGCUAAGUCAGCAGAGAUUUGUUUGGGUGGUACGCCCACCUACCAUUGAAGCUGCAGACGCUGCUUUUUUCACUGCAGGGAAAGGAGGUGAUGACCCUUUAAGCUACUUGCCCGAUGGAUUCUUGAGACGAACUCAAAGUUUGGGACUUACGGUCCCUUUUUGGGCUCCGCAAGUUGAUGUGCUGAACCAUCCUUCCAUUGGGGGAUUCUUAUCACACUGUGGUUGGGGCUCCACUCUAGAGAGCAUCACCAAUGGAGUGCCAAUGAUCGCAUGGCCUCUUUAUGCAGAGCAGAAGAUGAACGCUACACUGCUCACAGAGGAGAUUGGUGUGGCAAUUCGCUCGAAGGUGUUGCCGUCAAAGAAAGUGGUGCAAAGGGAAGAGAUAGAGAAGAUGGCGAGAAUGAUUAUAGAAGAUAAUGAUGGGAAAAAUGGAAUCAGAGGUAGGGUCAAGGAGCUAAAACACAGCGCAGAGAAAGCUUUGUCUAAGGGUGGUUCCUCUGAUAAUGCAUUUUCGCAACUGGAAAAACAAUGUAAGAUGUGCAUGGAACGACAGAAGGCGACAGCUCAGUAAUUAAGCCCCAAGGCCCAUUGUUCUGCACAACUUAAAUUCUUCUAAGGGUUUUUUUUUUUUUUUUUUCUUGGGUUUCUGGAAUCAUGUGGAUCUACAGUACCGCUUUAUCUGUUUUAUCAGAUCUGUUUUAUCA